GCGGCGACCAAUCAGCGGGGAGCGUAACAUUGGGGUGGUAGUAGUAGGGGGGAGUAGAGACAAGCUGUGAACGUGCGAUGGCCGCUGCGAAUUCCAGGCUGCUGGUUCACCUCGGACACCUGAAGGGACGUCCACAGUCCACGCUGUCCCUCAGCCCCAAUCAUGUUGGAGCUACUCAUGCAAUGCACCAACCCAACAUCCCACUCAAAUUCAGAUACUCCUUGGACAAUGGGAUUCUGACACCGAAACAGAGAGAAUUCUACGAAGAGAAUGGCUUUAUCGUCAUCAAAGGGCUGGUUCCGAAGACGGAUCUGGAUAAAUACAGGAACCAGUUUGAAAAGAUUUGCCGUCUGGAGGUGACCGUACCGGGCAUGGUGGUCAUGCGAGACAUUGCCAUAGCCAAAUCCGAGUUUGUCCCGGACCAAAAAGCCAUCACCAAGGUCCAAGAUUUCCAGAACGAUCCUGUUCUGUUCGAGUACUGCGAGCAUCCAAAGGUCGUCCAGUAUGUGGAAGCUUUCACAGGAGCCAACAUUAUGGCCAUGCACACGAUGCUCAUCAACAAACCUCCUGACCCUGGCUCCAAGACGUCACGCCACCCGAUGCACCAAGACCUGCACUACUUCCCUUUCCGUCCGGCCGACCGCAUUGUGUGCUCGUGGACCGCCAUGCAGACCAUCAACCGGCAGAACGGCUGCCUGGUGGUGCUGCCCGGCACUCACAAGGGGGAGCUCAAGCAGCACGACUACCCCGAGUGGGAGGGCGGCGUGAACAAGAUGUAUCACGGCGUGCGGGACUAUGACCCGACGAUGCCGCGCGUUCACCUGGACAUGGAGGAGGGUGACACCGUGUUCUUCCAUCCCCUGCUCAUCCACGGAUCCGGCACGAACAACACUGAUGGUUUCCGCAAGUCCAUCUCCUGCCACUACGCGAGCAGUGAGUGCAACUACAUCGAGGUGAAGGGCACGAGCCAGGAAAACAUUGAGAAUGAGGUGAAGGACAUUGUUCGGAAACGUCACGGCAUCACUGAGCUCGACUUCUCGGACGUGUGGCACAUCAAGGGACGACUCGUGAAGGGAGAGAGGCUGCAGCUGUGAGGGGGCUUUGCCACGUGCCUUCACACCACUGAUGGUUCUCUUAGAAUCCCUGCCACCCAAUCAUUUGUGUCCCCUUUAAUACGCCUUAAAUGGAUCUUCUAUUUCAGACCCAAUAGUCAUAAAGCAGCAGUUAUUAAAGCCAUUGGCUGCUCCAUCUUGGUCAAUAUUUUGAGGUCAAUCACUGAUGACAUGCACACUGGAUAUUCCAUCUUCAAGCAGAACAGAAGUACUUGGAAGCAAUGCAAACUUCACAUGAGGAGUGGUAAAAAUAAUAUGCAAAUGCUGGUGAACUAGGUCUCCUCAUAUGACGUCACGUGGCGUCCUCAAAACAUCUGUACAUGUAACAACUAAUCUGGACCUCUUUUUUCCAGGUCCCACUUCUACCUUGCUUUUCUUGCUAUAAUCUCACUAAUCUUUAUCUCUUGUCUGCAGCUAUAUUAUCUCUCGUGCAUCUCUCAGAUCCGUGUUUCUCCGUCUUGGCGAGCCAUAUCUCUCAGCAGGCCAUAUGGGUCGACAGGUGAAGAACUCUUUCGUAGAGCCACUACAUAAGCUGAUAUUCUGGUCUGCAAUGCCUUUGUGUUCUGAAAUGUUUUCACAUGUUUUAAGUAAUUCGUUAAUGCUUCCAUGAGUUUCUGAUUCUGUUGGCUGUUGUGACUAGUGCAUUUCACAUUAGAUGUUUUAGCAAGCAAAAAAUAAAAAAAAUAACCAUUCUAACUUAGGAAGAGCAUUAUGAUUUUAUUUGACAUUUGAGGUGCGUAAUUUCUGAGGUAAAACCAUAAAUGAGUUUCAUCUCGAGUGUUUAUCUUGUUGAACGAUGAUGGGGACUGUUUCAGCACUUUUGAGCAAGGUUUCCUCUGGACAAUAAGGGGUUAAAACUUGGCACUUUCUUGGUUUGAUUUUGCAAUGAUUACAGUUUUCUGCAUAUAAAGCAAAUGCUGUUAAUUGUAAAAGUAAAUGUAGAUUUGAGUCCUAAAAGAUGCAAUACCUCGCUAUAAAUGAGUUUGAAAUUAUUUUUAAUAAAGUGUUUAAAUUCAUAA
Messenger RNA from Lethenteron reissneri (Far Eastern brook lamprey), 2131 nucleotides. RefSeq names its product phytanoyl-CoA 2-hydroxylase (gene PHYH). The record is from RefSeq and is a predicted model, not a curated record. Gene Ontology annotation, molecular function: phytanoyl-CoA dioxygenase activity. Gene Ontology annotation, biological process: fatty acid alpha-oxidation. Lineage: Eukaryota; Metazoa; Chordata; Hyperoartia; Petromyzontiformes; Petromyzontidae.